UGGCCGGCUUAAAAAAUGACAACUUGUCAAACAAAUUGCAAAAACGAAAUCCAUUUUUUUGCCAUUAAAAAAGCUACUAACAGUAAUAUGAGUUCUAUGUGAUGCAUCCUUGAUAAUUUCAUUCGCAUCUGCACAAAGAAAAAUGUUCAAAAUAUUGUAAAAUACUUUAGGAAGACAUCAGGGUUUCGAAACAAUAAGAUGUUUUUUGAUAACACUGGGCUGGCGGUUGUGGGUCCAUCAGAUCCAGCAAAGUUAAUUGAUUUGGGAUCUGAGUAUGUACAAACUCAUUGUGUAAUAGCUGAUGGUGGCGACCGAUUUGGGGUUUCUUCUGUAGCAUUUGAUAAACAGGAAGAGCUUCUGUGGAUGGGCAAUCAGGGGGGGCAUGUGACGUCAUAUUAUACAGGAGUAAUGUCUAAAUACACCUCAUUUCAAGUCCAUGCACAUGAAGAAGUAAGGCAGGUUUUAACUUUUGAUGAGGGAAUUGUGGCACUAACAGCGAGCACUUUAAGAUAUCAAAUUAGAAGGGGAUUGCCAGUAUUUACUCACAAUUCUAGCAAUAUGAAUGAAAUGCAGUGUAUAUUGCCCAUGUCACCAUCUCGGUUACUUAUAGGUGGUCACAGGGACAAACUAAUAGAUUUUAACUUGCAAGUUUGCAAGGAGACACAAAUUAUAAAUGUCGCAGAAAGGGCUACUGUACUUUUACGACCUCACAAUAGGUUUGUCUGCGCUGGGAGCCCAACUGGCAAAAUCGAGUUAAGAGAUCCCAACAACCUGAAACUUGAACAUACAUUAGAUACGCACACUGGUAGUUUAAGCGAUUUUGAUGUCCAGGGUAACUUGUUAGUAACUUGUGGUUUUAGCAAAAGUCGACUGGGUAACAUGGCGGUCGACAGGUUUUUGAUGGUUUAUGAUUUAAGAAUGUUGAGAGCUGUAUCACCAAUGCAAACUGUGAUAGAUCCAUUAUACUUGAGAUUUUUGCCAUCAAUGACUUCCCGCCUGGCUGUUGUAUCUGCUGCAGGGCAGGUGCAAUUAUUGGAUACUAUAGCUUUGGCAGAACCUAAAAUAUGUUUGUUACAAGUUGAAAGUCCAGGUACAAUGAUAAUGACAUUUGACAUCAGUUCAACAUCCCAAGCAAUGGCAUUUGGUGAUAGUGGAGGACAAAUCCAUUUGUUUUCAAGUACAGAGGAACCAUUAUUCAACAACUAUUCUAGGCCAACUGAGUUUCCAGAUCCAGUGGUUCAAUAUGAUAGUUUUAACAUAGACGAUUACAACACAUCCCUGGGUAGUGUUCCAAUGCCUUACCAACCUCCAGAUGUGUUACUGUUGUCAGAUUGGCCAGCACAUCUAAUUCAAUAUUCUUACAGAAAACCCCCAAGCAUAGAUCCCGAGGUACUUCGUACAAUGAAGGUUCAGGGACCUAUAGGGUACGCUCCGAAUCCGCGACUGACCCACCGAAAUCAAGUUAUGUAUGAUUUGGGCCAAAAUGGCUACCACAGCUUCAAUUCCCAUUCCAACAGGAGCCCUCAGCAUCAAGAUGGCGAAAACUUUAUCGCUAUUCCGAAAAGGUACCGAAAAAUUGACGUUAAAUACAACAAGAUGGGUUCUGAAGAUUUUCAGUUUGAUAGUUACAAUAAGACUGGAUUGGCCGGCUUAGAAGCAACGUUGCCAAAUUCCUAUUGCAACGCUGUCAUUCAGGUUUUAUAUUACAUAGAACCCCUACGUGCGGCGCUGCUGUCUCACUUGUGCGAAAAAGAAUUUUGCUUGUCGUGCGAGCUCGGUUUUCUAUUUCAUAUGCUGUCUCAUAGCCCUCAGAAUCAACCCUGUCAACCCGGGAACUUUUUGCGGGCGUUUAGGACAGUUCCCGAGGCUUCCGCUCUGGGUCUUAUCCUAAGCGAUCUGCAUCCUGAGGCGAAGCAGAAGAUUGAUCUGGGGGCGUUAGUUCAGAGCUGGAGUAGAUUCAUGUUGCAUCAAAUGCACGUUGAAUUGAACGAGACCAGAAAACAUAAGGAAGAAGCCAAAGCAAAACUUUCCAAACCGUUUAUCUAUAAGGAGAUCGACUUUCCUUUAAUAUCGAAAGAAAAAGUGAAUCGGCAAGAUAAAAAGCACACCGCAACGGAAAUCAACAACGAGAUGGAGGAAGAGAAGCGGGAAGAGGUUUCCGACAUUAGUGUGAUUUUCGGCGCGAAACAGACGAAUUCCAAUUGUUGCUUGAAAUGCACUAACGAAAUUCAGAAAGAAUCGGUGCUGCUCUCGUGCAAUUUGGUUUAUCCUACCAACGAACCGGAACGGGACGAAUGGAGUUUUUGCGACAUCUUGAAGAGGUCGCUUUGUCCUCAGCAAACGACCCCCGCAUGGUGCGAUAAGUGCUCCAGAUUUACACCCACUUCCCAUUCGAAAAUUAUACAGUCAUUGCCGAAAGUGUUAUGUCUCAACACUGGGCUGCAUAGUCAACAGCACAAGCAGUUUUGGCAAACCCAAAUGGACAAGGUCGUGGCGAAACUAUCCGAUAUCGGAAAAAACACAACUCCGUCGACGACUCCAACGAAUACCCCGUCGUCGAAACCAUGCCGUUACGGUGACCACUGUUCGAGACCUGGUUGUCGAUUCCGACAUAGUUUUGAUAAUACGCCCCCACUCGUGCCGUCGAACAAUCCUUAUUGUAGCAACAACUGGCUGCCCCAUAAGAUCAAAAUGAGUCUGAAAGCCGCUGAAUUAAAUAUUGCGAAAGUGCCGGCACCAACUGAAGGGGCCACGGAAGAUGCCCCAGGAAAAAGAAACAGCAAUUCCUUUGCAGGGGAUUCUAAGACAUAUGAACUGACUGCAGUCGUUUGUCACAUUGAUGACCAGUCAUCACCUGAUAAACGUAACCUGGUCGCGUUGAUAAAGGUUCCUGACAGUUAUCUACGAAAUAAAGAGCAUAACGACAAUAAAUGGUAUUUAUUCAAUGACUUUAAUAUAAGCCCUGUACCCGCUCAAGAAGCAGUAUGGUUCAGUCUCGAUUGGAAAACACCCUGUGUGUUGUAUUAUUCGUGUACAGAUCUCGCCGACUAUAAAAGCGAGAUCACUCAUCCGCUGUCGAGAGAAGUGUUCACCGAAGAUAAUUGCAUAGCCAGGUCGGGUGGUACCAGGGGUAUCACGUUUACUCCUCUACACGACAACGAGGUCCUUAAAUCUGGUGAUUUAGUGGCUAUGGACGCCGAAUUCGUAACGUUGAACCAAGAGGAGGCGGAAUUGCGGAGCGACGGCAAGAUGUCUACUGUCAAACCGUCGCAGAUGUCUGUCGCGCGGAUAACCUGUAUUAGGGGGCAUGGGACCUUUGAGGGUACUCCGUUCAUCGACGAUUACAUAUCCACCCAAGAACAGGUGGUGGAUUACUUGACCAAAUUUUCGGGCAUUAAACCUGGAGAUCUGGACGCCAAUUUUAGUUCAAAACAUUUAACCACUUUGAAGUCCACUUACGUCAAGUUGAGGUUUCUCCAAGACAGCGGUGUGGUCUUUGUCGGACACGGUUUGAAGAACGACUUUCGGGUAAUAAAUUUGGUGGUGCCACCCGAACAAGUUGUGGACACGGUGCAGCUGUUCCAUUUGCGUCACCACAGGAUGGUGUCUCUUCGGUUCCUGGCGUGGCACUUUCUAGGUAUAAAAAUACAGGCAGAGACGCACGACUCUAUCGAGGACGCCCGAACGGCGUUGCAUUUAUACAAAAAAUAUAAACAAUUAGAACAGGAUAAUAAGGUAGGUGAAGCGUUAGCAGAGUUGUACGACGUCGGUGAGCAGUUGAAGUGGAAAGUUCCCGACGAAUAAAACCAAUAGAAAUUAAAACAAAAAACAAAUAAAGAAGAAAACAAUUUUGGUCUUUGGGGGAUUUUGGUUUAAAUUUACGUAAACUGCGCAAAAGACAACUUAAACUUUGUUUGGGGUUAAUAACGUGGCAGUACAUUUCGAUAAAGAGUAAGCACGAACCGGUGUUUUGUAGCUCUUCGUUUUUAAACUUUUUUUUUCAUAUUUUUAAGUGUUUUGUCCCGGAUCACGAUCGUAGCAUCUAGUUAUAAUUUAAUGCUUGUUUUUCAUCCUCCCUUUAGAUUUCCCAUCCCAAAAGCAAAUGGUUCUAACUUUCUGCCCAGCUUAUAUUUGAAAUUACUUUUUAAUAGGUGGGACAACCUAUUUAAAUAUAAUAAUACUGCAAUAACCAAAACAGGAUUACAAUUUUAAAUAACCAAUCAAUGCAUUUAUUUUAACUAAUUUCUUUAUUAAUGCAAUAACAAAUGGAAACUAUGAAUCUUAAGUUCCCUGCCACAGCAAAUAGAAAAUAUAUUAUUAAACAUAUUUUAAGUUUUUUUAUCCAUAUCAAUUAUUGCGAAUCAAAAAUGAAAAAAAAAAAUAACCAGCGUUUAGAAAAUUAAAACUAUGAAGAUGUUCAAAGGAUCUCAGGCCUCAAUAAUAAUAAAGUCAUUUAGGCCAGUUUAACAUUAAAGAAAUGUCGGUAGAUUUUCGACAUUUGUGGAAAAUGUAGUGGUCAUAUGUGGAGCAACUCUUUAAGCGUUGAGUCAAUUACUUUAUUAUGUUACUUGUAAAUAUUAUAUAUAAUGUCAUUUGUCUAUGUGGUUACUAAUCUAAUCGCGUUCCAAUAUGUGGCUACCGGGCAGUACUGAGCUUACAGUUCGUACACUAUUUAGUGGCGUCGUUAGUGAUCUGGUACGUUCAAUUUUUCUUGUCCAUUCUUAAAUUAGCAUAGCACAAAUUUACAUUUAGAUUGAAUUUGGUCUUUCAUAUUUUUUAAUCUCACAUUUGGCCCAUCUUUGUGAUACUUUGCAUCUCCUUAAUUUGUUCAUUUAUGCAUUGAAAAUGCAAUGCUUAUCUCACCUAAUUCUCAAACACCGCCUCUUAUGAAGGUAUGCAUUUUUCAGAAUGUUGUUAGCAUAUGACAUUGCCUUAAAUUAUUGUAAACAAAGAUCUUUUGACUAUAAAUCUAAACUGCUCAUAUAGAUACAUGCUCACAAAAUGCAGGAAUCUGCAAACAAACAUACUCAAAUACUCAUUCCCAGAACAAAUCAAUAGGUAUAUAGUAUCAGUGAAAAUCAGUACAGGGAAGCCAAAUUAAAAAAAAAACCUAAAUAUCAUUUUAAAGGUGUCUAUUUGGCAAGGUCAGUUUAAAUAACUGUUUUUAAUUUGAUUAAAAAAUAUUUGAUCUGUAUAUUUAGUGUUUAUUUUUACUCAAUUUGAUCUCUAGGAAUAGUAACUGUUAAUAAUGUUAAGGGUAAUAAUGUUAUAUUAUUUCAUUUAUCAACUCCUUGUAUCGCCCUUUUUCUUCCGAUUCAAUUGACAUAAGUUAGUACAAAAGCUCCAGCGCAAUUUAUGCGAAAGUAUUUCACUCAGUGUAAAAUAUUUGUUUUAUUUUCGUCCUACUCAUAUAUAUCGUACAAGAAAGAAUUGCUUAUAGAUAAAUUAUGUCAUGUAUUUUUUUAUCAGCGUAGUUUUUUGUAACGUGGUCUUUUUAUUGAAAUGUAUAGCACUAUUUUAAAACAAUUAUUCUUUUAAUAUACAUUUUUUUACUUAUAUUUUUACAAAAUAAAAUAUUUAUCAUCUGG
Molecule: messenger RNA, 5588 nt
Organism: Cylas formicarius (sweet potato weevil)
Lineage: Eukaryota; Metazoa; Arthropoda; Insecta; Coleoptera; Brentidae
Gene: PAN2
Product: PAN2-PAN3 deadenylation complex catalytic subunit PAN2
Exons: 20
Coding region: 199-3804 (1201 amino acids)
Biological process (GO): mRNA processing; nuclear-transcribed mRNA poly(A) tail shortening
Cellular component (GO): P-body; PAN complex
Molecular function (GO): protein binding; nucleic acid binding; poly(A)-specific ribonuclease activity
Source: RefSeq, a predicted model, not a curated record